This is a messenger RNA of Varanus komodoensis (Komodo dragon), 3365 nucleotides long. RefSeq names its product ectodermal-neural cortex 1 (gene ENC1). Gene Ontology annotation, molecular function: protein binding. Lineage: Eukaryota; Metazoa; Chordata; Lepidosauria; Squamata; Varanidae. The record is from RefSeq and is a predicted model, not a curated record. The transcript is spliced from 3 exons. Bases 377 to 2146 code for a protein of 589 amino acids.
GCGAGCGAGCGAGCGAGCGAGCGCGCCGCGGCCCCACCUCCCUUUGCCACUGCGAGCCGUGGGCCCUCCUACCAGCCGCAGCAACCAGCCGGCGGCCGCAACUUCAGACGCACGCUGUGGCAGGCAGGGAGGCAGGCAGGCAGUCGGCUGGGCGGGCGGGUUGGCGCGGCUGCUCCGGCUUUGGAAGGGGGAGCGAAGGCAGCCAGCCAGGCAGCCGCGGCUCCGCGGAAGGACGGAGAGAGGCGCCCGCUAAGACUGGCGCGGAAAGGACCGGCUCCAGCUUGCUCUCCUCUCGCGCUUCCAUGCCGUGAGCUGCCCUGGUGCCAGGAGGCAGGACGCGAGUGCCCCCGAGAAAGCGCUGGCUGUGUGGAAGAAAAUGUCAGUCAGCAUGCAUGAGAAUCGCAAGUCUAGGGCCAGCACUGGCUCCAUAAACAUUUAUUUAUUCCACAAGUCUUCAUAUGCUGAUAGUGUCCUCACUCAUCUCAACCUCUUGCGUCAGCAACGUCUUUUUACAGAUGUGCUUCUUCAUGCAGGGAACAAAUCAUUCCCUUGCCAUAGAGCUGUUCUAGCAGCUUGCAGUCGCUAUUUUGAAGCCAUGUUCAGUGGAGGACUCAAAGAGAGUCAAGCCAGUGAAGUCAACUUCCAUAAUUCCAUCCACCCAGAGGUUCUGGAACUUCUCUUAGACUAUGCUUAUUCCUCAAGGGUCAUCAUCAAUGAAGAGAAUGCUGAGUCUCUUCUAGAGGCAGGUGACAUGUUAGAGUUCCAGGACAUUAGAGAUGCCUGUGCAGAAUUCCUCGAGAAAAACCUUCACCCCACAAAUUGUCUUGGCAUGCUGCUACUGUCAGAUGCUCACCAGUGCACCAAACUUUAUGAGCUCUCUUGGAGGAUGUGCCUUAGCAACUUCCAGACCAUCAGCAAAAGUGAAGAUUUUCUCCAGCUCCCCAAAGACAUGGUUGUACAACUUCUAUCUAGCGAAGAAUUAGAAACAGAAGAUGAGCGGUUAGUAUAUGAGUCAGCAAUGAACUGGAUUAACUAUGAUCUGAAUAAACGCCACUGCUACCUGCCAGAAUUGUUGCAGACUGUGAGACUUGCUCUUCUGCCAGCCAUCUACCUAAUGGAGAAUGUAGCAACGGAGGAGCUUAUCACAAAGCACAGGAAGAGCAAGGAGAUUGUAGAAGAAGCAAUAAGGUGCAAAUUGAAGAUUUUACAGAAUGAUGGAGUAGUCACCAGUUUGUGUGCGAGGCCUCGGAAAACAGGCCAUGCCCUAUUCCUUUUGGGAGGACAAACCUUUAUGUGUGACAAAUUGUACCUAGUUGACCAAAAAGCAAAGGAGAUCAUUCCAAAAGCUGACAUUCCAAGCCCAAGGAAAGAGUUCAGUGCUUGUGCUAUUGGGUGUAAAGUCUACAUUACUGGUGGCCGGGGAUCUGAAAACGGAGUCUCUAAAGAUGUAUGGGUAUACGAUACACUUCAUGAAGAGUGGUCCAAGGCUGCUCCCAUGCUAGUUGCUCGGUUUGGUCAUGGUUCUGCUGAACUCAAACAUUGUCUUUACGUUGUUGGAGGGCACACAGCAGCCACUGGUUGUCUUCCAGCUUCUCCUUCGGUGUCCUUAAAGCAAGUAGAACAGUAUGACCCUGUGACUAACAAAUGGACAAUGGUCGCUCCGCUUCGAGAGGGAGUAAGCAACGCAGCUGUAGUCAGUGCAAAGCUGAAGCUAUUUGCUUUUGGUGGUACCAGUGUUAGCCAUGAUAAGUUACCCAAAGUUCAAUGUUAUGACCUCUGCGAAAACAGAUGGACAGUACCAGCUACCUGCCCUCAGCCAUGGCGCUACACAGCUGCAGCUGUUCUGGGCAACCAGAUUUUUAUUAUGGGUGGAGACACCGAAUUUUCUGCAUGCUCAGCAUAUAAAUUCAACAGUGAAACUUACCAGUGGACUAAAGUAGGAGAUGUGACAGCUAAGAGGAUGAGCUGCCAUGCGGUAGCAUCUGGAAACAAGUUGUACGUUGUUGGGGGAUAUUUUGGCAUCCAGAGAUGCAAAACGCUCGAUUGCUAUGAUCCCACAUUAGAUGUGUGGAACAGCAUAACCACAGUGCCCUACUCACUAAUUCCCACGGCAUUUGUGAGCACAUGGAAGCAUCUCCCUUCGUAGCUGCAUGUGUGCCUAUCCAGUUCAUUCAAUUACUUGGUGAAGAAAUGUUGGAACCGACUGUGGAGAAGCAGUUAUUAAUGAAGAAAAACAAUUCGUUUGCUUGUGUGGUUUUGAGUUUGAAGAAAAACUUCUGCACCUUCUAAAUUCUUAAAGCUGGAAAUGAAGGAAUGGGAGGGGAAUACUGUCUUUGGUAUAUCAGCACAUGGUUUAACUAUGAAUGAAUGAACAUAUGAUCUGGUUUCUGUGUUAGUAAUUGUGGAUUAAUGUCAAAUUUAAUCAGCCCUUCAAGGCAGGGUGGGGGGUGGAGGAGGGGGGAAGCUCAAGUUUUCAGCGCUCCACAACCCAGCACAACUUUUGAUUUUCAUGGACUUUGCUGUUUGUGUGUGAGAUUUGCAAUGGUUGUCACCUCUCUUUGUGACCGUUUGACAUGUCAGCAGCAGCUGCAGAGGAACUGGGCCAGGUCUGGAGCAAUGAGAUGUGUCUUUAUGAAUGAAGAUGCAGUUGUAUCCCUGGCUACAGGGAUGAACUUGUUUUCCUAGGCAGUGCCUGGAGCAUCCGUACAAAUUGCUGAGCUGCAUUGAUGUGGCGAAUGACCUUCCACUUGCUAAAGAGGAGCAGCUCAUCAAUAAACAUUAAAAUAGAACUUCUUUUUGCAGCAUUUGUGGGUGAAGGCAAGUGACUCUUUCCCCCCAUGCAUUUGAUUUUUUCUUGUAUUUAUUAAUUAUGACUCUCCUACUCCUAAAUGGUUACUUGUUGUAGAUAGAGAUAUUUAUUGUUCAGUGCUUGCAUGCUAAAACAAUGCCUACAGUCGUCUUCAAGUUAUAAGGGCUUGCGUGAAUUAUAUGUUUUGCACAUUAUAUGAUCUCUGACUUGCUCUGCUGCACAAGAAAAAGGCUGAGUAAUUUUCAAGGAGGAUAGAAAGAGGUAGGGGUCAGAAAUGGAAGGAUUACAAGGUAGAAUUACCUUGCUACCUUGUAAUCAAGGUAAUCCGGUUGGAUUACUGUAACACGCUCUACGUGGGGAUGCUCUUAAAGACGGUCCAGAUACUUCAUUUGUUUCAGAACAGAGCCACCAGAUUGCUGUUGGGGGCAUGUCGCUAUUCUCAUAUAAUGCCGGUGGCUUCCAAUUGAAGCCUGGGCCCAAUUUAAGGUAUUGGUAUUGACCUAUAAAGCCCUAAACGGCUUGGGACCAGAAUACCUAAAGGAAUGCCUUUUUCCCU